Molecule: messenger RNA, 1066 nt
Organism: Arvicanthis niloticus (Nile rat)
Lineage: Eukaryota; Metazoa; Chordata; Mammalia; Rodentia; Muridae
Gene: Clec1b
Product: C-type lectin domain family 1 member B
Biological process (GO): signal transduction; platelet formation
Cellular component (GO): plasma membrane
Molecular function (GO): transmembrane signaling receptor activity
Source: RefSeq, a predicted model, not a curated record
CUCCCUCAGGACGGAACAUCCCUUCACUUGGAGUUGAAGAUAAGAGAGCAGGAAAUGAGCCCCAAAUCUACUCUUUCACCACAAGUUACUAUUAUUUUUGUUUUUAGGUUCAAGUCCACGUAUCUCUGAACAUCCAUGAAAGGGCUUCCUGGAAAACAAGACAAAGCAAAACAAACCCCAAGUGUCCUGAUGCACAUGGCUCCACACUGGCAGCCACUGAAAUUGUAAGAGUGGACACUGGGUGAGUUCUGCAGAAGUCACUGAGCUCUGAGCCCAUUGAAGUUCAAGGGGAGCCAUGCAGGAUGAAGAUGGGUAUAUCACCUUAAACAUCAAGUCCCGGAAACAAGAUCUCAGCUCAGCUGAACCUACCUCUUCUUGGUGGCGUGUGAUGGCUUUAAUUCUGCUGAUCUCAUCCAUGGGGCUGGUUGCUGGACUCGUGGCUCUGGGGAUCAUGUCGGUUGCACAGCCAAAGUACCCACCGGCCGAGAAGGAAAAUCUCUCAGCCACUCUACAACAAUUGGCCAAGAAAUUCUGCCAAGAGUUGAUUAGACAAUCAGAAAUUAAGACAAAGAACAUUUUUGAGCACAAGUGCAGCCCCUGUGCCACGAAGUGGAGAUACCAUGGAGACAGUUGCUACGGGUUCUUCAGGCGUAACCUAACAUGGGAAGAGAGCAAGCAGUUUUGCACUGAGCAGAAUGCAACUCUUGUGAAGACCGCCAGCCAGAGCACCCUGAAAUACGUCGCAGACAGGAUUACUUCCAUCCGUUGGAUUGGAUUAUCACGUGAGAACCCUAGGAAAGACUGGAUGUGGGAAGAUAGCUCAGUUCUUCACAAGAAUGUGACUGAUGUUUCUGGAAAUACAAAAGAAAACAUGAAUUGUGCUUAUCUUCAUAAUGGAAAAAUCCAUCCAGCUUCCUGUAAUGAGAGACAUUCUUUAAUAUGUGAGAGAAUUGCUGGCAUGACAAGAGUGGACCAACUGCUUUAGUGCAGAAGGAUGGACAGGAUGUCAGAUAAGUGCUUGAUCAUGCAAUAAAAGAUUUGUACACAAUAAUUCUGCAUUUAUAAA